AUGGCGGAGCUAAUACGGCACCAUCCGCACCAUGACCCGGUCCUGGGCGAGGUUCCCGUGCCACACGGCCCCGAGACGGGCGGCGAGCAUGACCAUUACCCGCGCCGCCCCGUCAAGGGAGACCCUGAGUCUGAGCAAAGCAUCUUCGCCUACCUGACGCACCCGGACGACAGCUACACCCCCGAGGGUAUCUACUGGGCCGAUCUGCCCCUUCGCCAGCGCGUCUCCUUUGUCAACAAGGUCCAGAAUGAAGAGGCCAUGAAUGAGCUGCGCACCAUUGGCCGCAUGAUCAAGAAGGACCCCUUGAGUCCGCUCUCGUGGUACUUCCGCAACGCCGUGCUGCCCGGCGCCGGCCUCGGCCUCGAGGGUUACGUCCUGUUCAGCAUCGGCAACCUCACACCCCUGUUCUCCGCCGUCUGGCCUACGUGCUGGGGUAAGACGCCUACCGACUGCAGCGAGAACUGGGUCGCCUCGGUCACCUACCUCGAGGUCAUUGGUAUCAUGGUCGGCCAGCUCGGCGUUGGCGUCAUCGGCGAUUGGAUCGGCCGCCGCUGGGGCCUGAUCCAGGACGCCGCCAUCAUGUUUAUCGGCCUACUCAUGCUCACUGCCAGCUGGGGCCUGAACCUGAAUGGCUGGGUCAUCUGUUAUGCCUGGUCUUUGUUCUUCUAUGGCUUUGGCGUCGGUGGUGAAUACCCCAUUACCGCAACGUCGUCGAUGGAGAAUGCUGUAACAGCUGGCAAGCUGUCCACUCGCGAGGACCGCCUGCACCGCGGACGCAAGGUCACAAUGUCCUUCUUGAUGCAGGGCUGGGGUCAGCUGAUCAACCAAGGCUUGCUCAUCAUCCUCCUUCUGAUUCUUCACCACGGCGACGGAGACCCGCCAUACAGUGACACUACUGUGCAGUGGGUCUUCAGACUUUCGUUUGCCAUUCCCGCCAUCGGAACCCUCUGGCUCGUCUACUUCCGCACGUACAAGAUGCCCCAUGCCAGCCGACAGCUUGCGGCUGCCAAGAAGAAGAAUAACGUCACUGGCUACGACUUGGAAUCUCUCAAGAUGUGCUACACCCACUUUGGUGGCCGCCUGUUUGCCGCUGCCGGCGGUUGGUUCUGCAACGACGUCUUCUUUUACGGCAACAAGCUCUUCCAGUCGCAGUUUAUCGCUGUCAUCAGCAACAAUCCGAAAUCAGUCAUGGUCGGCUGGGUUUGGAACCUGCUGAACGUCAUUGUCUCGCUCCUUGGCUAUUAUUUAGCCUCUUUCAUGAUCGACAAUAAGUUUUACGGCCGCAAGAUGAUGCAGCAGGUCGGGUUCCUCAUGUGCUUCAUCUUUUUUGUCGUGCCUGCCUUCAAGUACGACUACUACACUUCGCCCGCUGGCAUAAAGUCCUUCCAGGCCAUGUAUUUCCUUUCGAGUUUCUUCAACCAGUUUGGACCCAACAGCGUCACCUUCCUCGUUGCCGGCGAGAUCUUCCCCACCCCGGUCCGCGCUUCGGCCCACGGCUUUAGUGCUUGCAUUGGCAAGGCCGGCGCGCUCCUCGCCUCGGUUCUCUACAAUUACAUCGACACGCAGACAAAGUUCUACGUGGUGCCGUGGUUCGGCCUGGCGGGCAUGGUGAUUACUUGGCUGUUCCUGCCCGACACGACGGGUCUUGACCUUAAGGAGCAAGAGCGUCGGUGGUUCUACAUUCGCUCCGGGCGCGGCGACGAGUACCACGGCAUCGCCGUUCACCCGGUACAUCUGUCGCUGUGGGAGCGCAUGCGUGGUGCCGGCAAGAAUUACAACCCGGAGCUGGACCAGAAGCAGAGAAUCGAGGACAUGCGGGAGGAGUGGGCCGGAAAGGAGCGCUCGCGCCGUGAUAAGGAGGUUAGCGGCGAUGCUAGCGGCACAGCCGACCUUGACGACGACGAUGAUUGGAGCGACGCAGUCAACCACUAUUUCCGCAACACCACGUCGGACGACAAGCUGAAGAUGCAGCCUGGUACCGAAUCCAACAGCGAGAAGGGCGUCUCUAACGAGGAGGCCGGCGACAAGAUUGGGAAUGCUUGA
Lasiosphaeria miniovina is the source of this 2043-nucleotide messenger RNA. RefSeq names its product major facilitator superfamily domain-containing protein. NCBI's taxonomy places the organism in Eukaryota, Fungi, Ascomycota, Sordariomycetes, Sordariales, Lasiosphaeriaceae. Bases 1 to 2043 code for a protein of 680 amino acids. The transcript is spliced from 2 exons. Gene Ontology annotation, molecular function: transmembrane transporter activity. The record is from RefSeq and is a predicted model, not a curated record. Gene Ontology annotation, cellular component: membrane. Gene Ontology annotation, biological process: transmembrane transport.